GGCUAAUUCGCCAUAGCCAACCCUGAGGGUGAUACUGCGAGAUACCCCAGAGUGGCGAAUUACCCCUGAGGACAUCAGGGAGACCUGAGCGGCAGCAUCCCUGGGUGGCGCUGAUAGAGAUUGACACACUGUAUCAAUCUCCCAUCUGGGGCUAUUUUUAGCAUCAGCGGCUAUGACACUGUGGCGAGAGAUUGUGGUGUUGGCGAAUUGGGUGCCACAGGACCAGAUACAAGGUAUCUGGAGUGAAGGGGUGUAUCGCUACAGGAUCCUGAGGAGGAUCAACAAUUUUGAGGAGGUUCUGUGCGUGGGAUUGUCUGGGAGAAGCUCUGGAGGAAAUUGGCGAGAUCAGGGUAUCAUCAGCCAUAGCCAUAUCUUCAUCAUCACCUGCAAGAUUCUCUGCAAGCUGAAGAAGGAGGCAGAAGAGCAGCUCAAGCUGCAACAGGCCAGAGUAGCUGAAUUGGCACGGCAAGAGGCUGCUGAGCUAGAGGCUGCAACAGAUCACUCCAGAAGAGAGUAUUUGUUGCAGCAGCUAGAGAAGUCACUCACCGAUGACCGUUGUGCCCAGAUCACCAAGCACAUGGCUGAGAUGAUCCUGCUGGAGCACAAGAUCACCAGCUCCCAGUUCACAAACUGGGAUGACCGUUUUGUGCGGCUGGAGCGUCGGGUUGACGAGUUGUCAGCUCAACAGUCCAAGAUCCUGGAAUCUAUCCAGGGCUUGUCUGCUCAGCUGGCAGCCGCCAAGCUGAUUACUCCUCAGCUCCCUCUGCUGAAACCCAAAACCUCUCCUCCUCCUUCACCACCUCCUUCCCCUCCUUCAUCCCAUGGGGGAUCUGUACAUUCUUCCCGGUCAUCUACUCCUUCCCGAAAGGCCUCAGUAAAGGCCACCUAUGCUGCUGUGACUGCAGCAGACAGAGGUCCCAAGAUCCCUGCUCCCAACAAGUUCAGGGGUGAUGACCCCAAGACUGAUGUUGGGGACUGGGCUGCUGAAACCAGAGCCUACUUGAGGGGCUUUGUCUGUGCAGAACAGACCAAGGUGGCAACUGUUUUGGGGCUGCUGGAAGGGCCUGCACUGAAGUGGGCCACCUCAACCUCCAGCAGCCUGCAACAGUCCAUGGAGGACUGGGCCUUUGGGUUGGGGGUAGACAAACUUCUGCAGGCCCUAGAGGACCGGUUUGCAGACAAGGAGCGGGCCCGCAAGGCUGCUGACAGGAUUGCUCGCCUGGGACAGCUGCGGUACAGCGGUACCCUACAGGCCUUGUUUGCUGAGUUCGAGCAGCUCACCUCCACCCCUGGGCUGGUCAUGGCACCUGAUGAUAUGUUGACCAGCUUUUGCAGGGCCGCGCCUGAGAAGUUUGUUGUUGCACUUUACAGCGUUGGAUACAAGGACUGGAGGUCCUUUGGUCGUGCAGCCCUGGAAAUGGAGGCCAAGCUCCAUGUCCAGGCCCCAACCUCUGACAAGAGGAAGGGUGCCUUCCCUAGAGGUAGCAGAAGGGGAAAGGCAGCCCUCACUCAUGUGGGAUCUGCCUCAGGAUCAGAUACCGAUUCUCAGCCUGAUGUGCCUUCAGGGGGGAUCGGAUCUGCUGCUGAGACAGAUGUUGCUGCAGUAGUGACUCAGGCUGUUUUGGGUGCUCUGCAGUCGCAGAGAAAGUUCUCCACCCCCACAGCCUCAGCCACUACCAAGGGGAAGGAUAAGGGACGUGAAUCUGCAGCUGUUUCAGUUGAGGUUGUUUGUGAUGAUGUAUGUUUGGGGACUGCGCGGGCAGCAUCCUUCUGCUAUGAGGAUCCUGACCCGGAUCAGGACCCGGGGCAGGAUGAGCUUCAGUCCAUUGUCGCCUUCUUCUUCCACUUGAAAGAGCAGAAGAAGAAGGGCCUGUCUGAACUCAUCAUGCUUCGGCCACUGAUCAAUCGCACCAGGAUCACUGGGCUUCUGGACUGUGGAGCCACCCGAAACUUCAUAUCCCCCAGUGCAGUUAAAAAGCUGCACUUGGGUAUGAAAGUCCAACAAUUGCAACAUCCGUUGCAAGUGCAGAUUGGUGACUCUACAGUGAUCAGCAUCAGGGAGAAGGUCAAAGGCAUUCCUGUGACCUUUGACACUGCUGGGAAAGUCAGACGUAGUCUGAACUUUUAUGUCUUCCCUGAUCUGCCCUUUGACUUGGUGUUCUCCAUGCAGUGGUUGAGGGCAGUCAACCCUAGGAUCGACUGGCAGAUCCCUAGAGUAGUGGACCAGUAUGCAGAUCUGAUGCAGGAGCCCUUUGGACUACCCAACCGGCCAACCAAGCAUCACAUCGAGCUGCUGCCUGGAGCGGUCCCUCCCAAGGGCCGCAUCUACAAGAUGUCCCCUGCUAAGCUUGAGGAGCUCAGAAAGCAGCUUGAGACCCUGACCAGCAAAGGUUGGAUUAGACCCAACACAUCUGAAUUCGGUGCACCUGUUCUCUUUGUACCCAAAGGGAACGGCGAGUUCAGGAUGUGCAUUGACUACAGGGGUCUCAAUAAGAUCACUAGGAAGAGUACUGAGCCACUUCCUAGGAUCGAUGACCUCCUAGACAUGGUGCAGGGCUGCACAGUGUUCAGCAAAGUCGACCUCAAAUCUGGCUACCACCAGAUUGAGAUGGCAGAGGAGGAUGUCUACAAGACAGCCUUCAAGACCAGGUAUGGGACAUACGAGUUCUUGGUCAUGCCAUUUGGACUUUGCAAUGCCCCAGGCACAUUCCAGACAGAGAUGCACCGCAUCUUCAGGCCUUACCUGGACAAGUUUAUGGUUGUCUACCUGGAUGAUAUCCUGGCAUUCAGCAAAACUGCCAGGGAACAUGCGAAACACUUGGCUCUAGUUCUCCAAUCGUUACGUGACAGUCAGUAUAAGAUCAACAGAGAGAAGUCCUCUUUUGGAGUUCCCUCUGUCAUCUAUCUGGGUCAUGUAAUCUCUGGAGAUGGCCUGGCUCCUGAAGCAGCCAAGAUUGCUGUUAUUCAGGAGUGGCCUCAGCCUCAGACAGUGAGGGAUGUCCGGUCCUUCAUGGGUUUGGCCUCCUACUACAGAAAGUUUGUCAGGAACUUCUCUGCAGUGGCUGCACACCUGACUAACCUAACAAAGAAGGACACUCCCUUUCUUUGGUUCCUCCACUGUCAGUUGGCCUUCACACGACUCAAAAAGGCCUUGACUCGUGCGCCUGUCCUGAAGUUACCUGACCCCACUCUGCCAUUCAUCCUGACCACUGACGCUAGUCAGUAUGGCAUUGGGGCAGUACUUCAGCAGGAUGAUGGGAAUGGUCUACGGCCUGUAAAGUUUAUGAGUAAGAAGAUCAAGACUCAAAAGCUCCAGGACUCUACCUACGAGAAAGAGUUGUAUGCUUUUGUCUGUGCCCUGAAACAUUGGAAGCACUUUCUCCUGGGCAGGCACUUCAAGAUCUUUUCAGAUCACUCCACCCUACAGUGGAUGAAGUCCCAUGGAGAGUUGAACGAUAAACUGGCACGGUACACUCAGUUCAUAGACAUGUUUGAAUUUGAACUGAAACACAAGAAGGGCUGCUACAAUAAGGUAGCAGAUGCCCUCUCCCGUAGGCCUGACUCUUUUGCUCUGAUCUCCUCUACUCACUCCUUUGGAGAGGAGACCCGUCAGACCAUUGCUCGUCUACUGCCUCAGGACGAGACUUUUGGACCCAUUGUUAGGAAUCUGCAAGCAGAUCCUAACUCUGAACCAGGCUAUGCUAUGAGUUCAGACCUGCUGUACACCUACAACAGAGAUGAGGAGCGCUUGUGCAUUCCCCAGGACCAGCGGCUCAGGACACUACUGCUGUCAAAGUGUCAUGAUGCCCGUGGACACUUCGGGUUCCUAAAGUCUUAUGCAGCCUUGUUGCAGCGCUUCUUCUGGAAGGAGAUGCGGAGUGAGAUGCUGCGUUAUGUGGACACCUGUGAGCUCUGCCAAAGGACCAAGGUUCAGCGUAAACCUCCUUUGGGACUGCUCAAACCCUUACCCAUACCUGAUGGCCCUGCUCAAUCUGUGUCGAUAGACUUCACAGAUUUAGGCAAGACCACCCCGCGUGGCAUGCGUCAGGUUAUGGUCUGCAUGGACAGGUUCUCCAAAUACGCAGAGUUCAUCCCCUUGCCAAAGGUAGCUAGGGUACCGGCUGUGAGAGCGGCCUUCUCUGAGAGGUGGGUCACACACCAUGGACCGCCCAUCUCUAUCGUCAGUGAUCGUGACCCCAGAUUCUGCAGCGAUGAGUGGCAGUCCUACUGCAAGGACUAUUUGCACUCACAAAUGGACAUGACUUAUGGUCAUCAUCCUGAAGCCAAUGGAUUGGCUGAGGUGAUGAACCAAGUCUUAUUCCAGCUGCUGCGUCCUGUCAUCUCUCCAGAUCAACAGGACUGGGAUCUUCACUUAGCGAGGGCACAGCUCAUGUAUAACAUGUCUGUCCACUCCUCGACAGGGUUCAGUCCCUACCGGUUACACUGGGGACGUGAACCACGCCAGCCUCUCGAUGAUAUCAUCGACAAGGCUAAGCCUGAUCUGACGCCAGGCACCGCAGAGUUCGCCAGACGCUAUCGUCUGGAUAUGGAAAGAGCCCGCGCGAACUUGUUCAAGGCCCAAAAGGCCAUGAUUGAACAAGUCAAUCGCCACAGGCGUCCCCCAUCUGUACUGGUGAUCAUGUCUGGGUGGCCAGUUCUGAGCUGUCGAGGGAGGAGGAUAUGUCUCCCAAGUUGUUGCCACGUUACCUGGGUCCAUGGCAGGUCCUAGAUACAGUGGGCGCUGAUCCCUUCGGUCCGUCGUAUGUCAUCGACGUCUCGCUGCAUCUACGCACCUACCCGGUCU
Molecule: messenger RNA, 4804 nt
Organism: Chara braunii
Lineage: Eukaryota; Viridiplantae; Streptophyta; Charophyceae; Charales; Characeae
Source: the annotation of a GenBank genome assembly